This is a messenger RNA of Drosophila teissieri, 201 nucleotides long. RefSeq lists its product as uncharacterized. The record is from RefSeq and is a predicted model, not a curated record. Lineage: Eukaryota; Metazoa; Arthropoda; Insecta; Diptera; Drosophilidae.
AUGUACGAACGGAGACCAAACUCAAAAAUGCGUGGAUGCUGUGGGAGAGAGUCGGACAGACCAACACAUAUUCUGGAUGGAAACCUCGACGGAGGCAGCAACUCGUCAUCGGUUGUAUCGGUGCAGGCAGAAAGAGCUGCAAGACAGAGUCCAGUGGCAGCCCACGCCCGCGUUAUGAUUUUGUGGCCAUUUUAUAACUAA